This is a messenger RNA of Halichondria panicea, 795 nucleotides long. RefSeq names its product digestive cysteine proteinase 2-like. Bases 1 to 687 code for a protein of 228 amino acids. Gene Ontology annotation, molecular function: cysteine-type endopeptidase activator activity involved in apoptotic process; cysteine-type endopeptidase activity. Gene Ontology annotation, cellular component: lysosome. The transcript is spliced from 2 exons. The record is from RefSeq and is a predicted model, not a curated record. Lineage: Eukaryota; Metazoa; Porifera; Demospongiae; Suberitida; Halichondriidae. Gene Ontology annotation, biological process: immune response; positive regulation of peptidase activity; positive regulation of apoptotic signaling pathway.
AUGUUCACGUAUGACAGCAGUGUGGAGCUUCCUAACUCUGUUGACUGGAGGACAAAGGGAUACGUGACAAGACCCUGCCCUUCCCAAAAUCCUGGCUACGCCACUGUUUCCAGUUGGGCUUUCAGUGUUACUGGAUCUAUCGAGGGGCAGCAUUGUCGUAAAACUGGAAUUCUGAUUUCUCUCAGUGAGCAAAAUCUUAUCGAUUGCUCAAAAGAUAACGCAGGAUGCAUUGGUGGGUACGAGGAUAGAGCUUUUGAUUUUGUAGUGAAGAAUAAUGGUAUCGACACCAAGGCAAGCUACCCCUACACGGCUCAGGAAGGUGUUUGUCAUUUUAAUCAAAGUCAUGUCGGUGCCAAUAUCAAUGGUUAUGUGAAUAUCACUUCAAAGGAUGAGAAUGCCUUACAGCAAGCCGUUGCAACUAUAGGACUAAUCACAGCCACCAUUAAUGGCAGUCGUCUAAGUUUCCAGCUUUAUCACAGUGGGGUAUACUACGAGCCAGACUGCUCUGAUCUAGGUCUUGAUCGGAGUGUUCUAGUUGUCGGCUAUGGAAGUGAGAAAGGCCAGGAUUAUUGGCUGGUGAAGAAUAGUUGGGGCACCCACUGGGGGGAGGAGGGAUACAUAAAGAUGGCCAGGAACAGAGAUAACAACUGCGGAAUCGCUACACAACCUAGAUAUCCCACAGUCUAAUUAGUUGCCGCAACUUGUUAGACUUGUACAUUGUUUCUUCCAUUGAUUUCAGAGAAUGUGUCUAUAGUGAGUAUAUUGGAUGUAUAGGGAAACAAUUUAGCUAGACCA